GCUGUUUCUGAAUUGAUUUUUUUUUUUUUCAAUGUUUCCCAUCACUCUAUGAUCAGAAUGUUAGAGAGCUCAACAACAGCAUAAACGCCAUGCCUGAGCACUUCGAUGAUCAAAUUCAAUCGCGAAUCUAUUCGUAACCCAAUUUUAUACCUGUACAUACCACAAGCCUCCAACUUUACCAGAGCUCUAUUUUUCAAUGGGUUUCGACCGUUGUUAUUUGGGUACUUUAACAGAUUACGUUUCAGCAGCAAAUAUGGCCUCCGACAAGAAGAAGCAGAAGUAUAUUUGGACAUUUCUGAAUAUAAUCAACUCCUAAAUAAGCAUGCAAAAAUUGGAAAUUUAAGUUAUGCACGCGAACUGUUUGACAAAAUGCCUGAACGAAAUGUGAGAUCAUGGAAUGCAAUUAUUACAGGCUAUUCCCAACACAGGCAGAGUAAGGAGGUCAUGAAACUAUUGAUGCAAAUGAGGCAUGCUGGUAUGCAGCCUGACCAUGUAACCUACGUUGCUGCUCUGCGAAGUUGCUCUGGGGUAUUGGAAUGGGGUAGGCAAAUACAUGGAUAUGUAGUUGGAAGUGGUUUACAAUGGAAUGUAGUUGUUUGCAAUUCCUUGAUUAACAUGUAUGCAAAAUGUGGGAAGUUAGAGUCUGCGUGCAAAGUGUUUGAUAAAAUGCCUCAACGAGAUCUUGUGUCAUGGAAUACCAUAAUUGGAGGAUAUGCUCAGAAUGGAGAUAAUGAGGAGGCCCUGGAAGUUUUUUGUGAAAUGUAUAAGGCAGGCGAGAAACCUGACUAUGUUAGUUUUACAAGUGUGCUCAGGGUGUGUGCCAGCCUGGAGGUGUUGGAAAUUGGCAAACAGAUACAGGCAUCUAUUGUUAAAAGCGGAUUUGGAUUUGAUGUGUUUGUGGGGAAUGCUCUGAUCACCGUGUAUUCUAAGUGUUGCAGUGUGGAGGGUGCACGAGGCAUAUUUGACAAAAUGCCUCAAAGAGAUGGGGUGACAUGGAAUGCUAUGAUUGCAGGAUAUGUUCAAGAAGGCUGGGAUAGGGAAGCCCUUCAAUUAUUUGAACAAAUGCAGCAAUCAGGAUCUAAGCCAGAUUAUAUUACAUUUGCCAGCAUCCAAACUGCAUGUGCCAACCUAGAAGAACUGGAGUAUGGCAAACAGAAUCAUGCCCACAUAAUUAAGACUGGAUCUGAAAUAGAUGUUUCGGUUUGUAACACCCUUGUUUCUAUGUAUGCUAAAUGUAGGAACAUGGAAGGUGCAUGCAAAGUUUUUGACAAUAUGCCCACUAGGAAUGUAGUUUCUUGGACUUCAAUGAUUACUGUAUGUGCACAAGAUGGACAGAGUGAGCAUGUUACUCAGUUAUUUAAACAAAUGCGAAUGUCAGACAUUAUGCCAAACCAGGUCACUUAUGUUAGUUUGCUCAGUGCAUAUUCUUCCUCAGAAUUGCUGCAAAGUGGGAAGCAGGUUCAUUGUCUCGUUCUAAAAACUGGGUAUGCGCUGAAUGUAAAUGUUGCAAACAGCCUUGUUACAAUGUACAGCAAAUGUGGUAGCAUAGAAGGCGCACGGCAUAUGUUUGAAAAAAUGCCCGAGAGGGAAGUGGUUUCAUGGAAUGCAAUGAUUGCAGGAUAUGCCCAAGAUGGCAAGUGUGAGGAAGCCCUAGAAGUGUUUUGCCUAAUGCAACGGGCAGACAUGAAGCCCAAUUCUUUCACCUUUGGUAGCAUUCUUAGUGCAUGUGCAUCUCUGGUAAAUCUGGAAAAGGGUAAGUGGAUCCACACAUUCAUCCUGAAAAUUGGAUUUGAAUCAGACGUGUUUGUUGGAAGUGCACUCGUUGACAUGUAUGCAAAAUGUGGCAGCAUAGACGAUGCAUAUGAUGUAUUCAACAAAAUGUCUGAGAGAAACUUGGUAUCUUGGACUGUAAUGAUUGCUGGAUAUGCUCAGCAUGGGUAUGUGGAGGAGGUCCUCAAGCUUUUCAGCCAAAUGCAACGAGUAGGUAUGAAGCCGGAUCAUAUCAUAUUUCUUGGUGUCCUCUCUUCUUGCAGUCGAGCUGGUCUUGUGAAUGAAGGACGCCAUUAUUUCAAUUCAAUGAGUCAAGAGUAUGGUGUAACACCAAGAUUGGAACACUAUGCUUGCAUAGUUGACCUUCUAGGACGCGCAGGACUGUUGGAAGAGGCAGAGGACUUUAUCAAGAAAAUGCCCCUUGAACCAAACAUUUCAGUGUGGCAAAGUUUACUGGGUGCCUGUAGAAUCCAUGGAAAUAUGGAGCUAGGAAAAUAUGCAGCAGAAUGUCUUCUUAAGUUGGAACCAAAUGACUCUGCAACUUAUAUAUUGCUUUCAAACAUCUAUGCUGCAGCAAAUAGAUGGGAAGAUGCAGCAAGGGUUAGGAAAAUGAUGAGGGACCGUGGUGUGAAAAAGGAGGCCGGGCGAAGUUGGAUUGAUAUAAAUAACACAGUGCAUGAAUUUGUCGCAGAUGACAGUUCACAUCCUGAAGCAGAAGAAAUAUACUCAAUGUUGAAGAGAUUGUCCAGGCAGAUGAAGGAUGCAGGAUAUGUACCUAACACAGAUUUCGUGCUACAUGAUGUUGAGAAGGAACAGAAGGAAAAUUACCUGUGCUACCACAGUGAGAAGCUUGCCAUUGCUUUUGGGCUUAUCAAAACACCUCCUGGAGCGCCUAUACGAAUUAUGAAAAAUAUUCGUGUUUGUGGUGACUGCCACAUGGCCAUCAAACUAAUCUGCAAGAUUGUUGGCCGUGAAAUAAUAGUGAGGGAUGCUACUCGGUUUCAUCAUUUCAAAAAUGGGCUCUGUUCCUGUGGAGAUUAUUGGUGACGCUAGUCAAACAAAACUUAAGCCAUAUAAUGUUUAGUGAAAAUCUGGCAAUGGAGAAAUUAUAUGGGCAAUAUGUCCAUUGUAUUAAGUAUAAUAGAUGGCUGACAAUAGUUCUGUUUGGAAACCCAAGGAAUUGGGCAAGCAUUGUGGCCAUCAUGAGAUAAUGAUCAACCACAUUCACACUGAUGUAAUCUCUUAUAAAGACUGAAGUUGGACAGAAGUUUCUUUUUAUCAACUUCUGUCUUCUGCAACUCUCCUUCAGCACAUUGUUUGCACAUUUGGGCAUUGGAAUGCUUAGUGCAUUCCAACAGUAGGUUUGGACAUGAUUGUGCAUGGGAAAUUGGUUGCAUUAAUGAGUCCUGAAGCAAUGAGGGGAUCAGGUGCAUCUAUUUUGAAAAGACUUGUGUUGAUUUCACACGGUUCCUUAACAUCAAUCACCAUAUGAAAAGGGUUUGGUUUCAUUCCAUACCUCCUUGUAAGUAUCAUCAAAGAUGGUGCAGGAGCUUGAGAAAUGUCAAAUAACCCCCCAAAAAUUAACAUUACCAUUUUCAUGAAUUCAUGAUUCAAUAUGUCGUACUAGUUACAAUUCAAUUAUCUUGGAAUUGAAUGCGUGUAGAGAAUCUCCAAAAUAGUAUGGUAUUAAAGUUCACAGUUUCAUGGUCACAGAUGGUUUUUAUUGUGUGCAUUUUGCUUCAUAAUGUUUAAUGAUUCCAAUACUAGGUUUAGACAUAUGAUGUGCUUAGAAAUCUGGUUGCAGCGACGAAGUUUUAAUGCAAUGAGGUGAUCAUGUGCAUCUCUUUCUAAAAGUUUCUUAGUCCAUGUCUUGGUGUCGGUUUGUGACACAUUUAUUCGACCUCAUUCACCA
Molecule: messenger RNA, 3682 nt
Organism: Cryptomeria japonica (Japanese cedar)
Lineage: Eukaryota; Viridiplantae; Streptophyta; Pinopsida; Cupressales; Cupressaceae
Product: pentatricopeptide repeat-containing protein At4g21065
Exons: 1
Coding region: 106-2817 (903 amino acids)
Biological process (GO): RNA modification
Molecular function (GO): RNA binding; protein binding; zinc ion binding
Source: RefSeq, a predicted model, not a curated record